AUGUCUGACGUUACUGCUGAUGGGUUCAAUGCUUCUCCUUUGUUCAAGGAAUUAGCUGAUGGUUUGAAAGAUGACGGAACCAAAAAGAAGGCUAUUGCCGGUGUCAAAGCUACUAUUGUUAUAACAUUGAAGAACAAGGAAGGCAAAGAUCAAUCGUGGUUAUUGGAUUUGAAAAAGGAAGGUUCUUUGACCAAAGUUGACAAAGUACCAAAGGCUGAUGUUCAAUUAAUCUUAAAAGAUGUUGAUUUCGUUAAAUUAGCUAACGGUAAGGCCAAUGGUCAAAAGUUAUUCAUGAACGGUAAAUUAAAGGUUAAGGGUAAUAUGAUGAAGGCAACCGCUAUUGAAUCUGUCUUCAAGCAAAUAGAUCCAAGACCCAAGUUAUAA
Messenger RNA from Priceomyces carsonii, 384 nucleotides. RefSeq lists its product as uncharacterized. NCBI's taxonomy places the organism in Eukaryota, Fungi, Ascomycota, Pichiomycetes, Serinales, Debaryomycetaceae. The record is from RefSeq and is a predicted model, not a curated record. Gene Ontology annotation, cellular component: cytosol. The transcript has a single exon. The coding region runs from base 1 to 384 and encodes 127 amino acids.